Messenger RNA from Cladophialophora immunda, 2457 nucleotides. RefSeq lists its product as uncharacterized. Gene Ontology annotation, biological process: rRNA processing. Bases 98 to 1669 code for a protein of 523 amino acids. The record is from RefSeq and is a predicted model, not a curated record. Gene Ontology annotation, molecular function: ATP binding; RNA helicase activity; RNA binding. The transcript has a single exon. NCBI's taxonomy places the organism in Eukaryota, Fungi, Ascomycota, Eurotiomycetes, Chaetothyriales, Herpotrichiellaceae. Gene Ontology annotation, cellular component: nucleolus.
CGGAGACGACUGGGUGCGCCCACAUAUCCCUGCACCAACCUCGCUUCCUUUCCCUCACUUUGUACGCAAAAGGGAAAGCACAUAAACGACGGUCAAUAUGAGCAAGCAUAAACUUGACGACGAGGCCGCUCUAUUGGCCAAGCAGGAGCGGAAGAGGAGGAAGAGAGACCGCAAGGAAGCCCUGCGACUGCAAGAUAUCACACCCUCUUCAACGGACGCUACAGCCAACUCAACUCCAGCCCCAGAAGAUAAAGUCUCCGACAAUGCUAAAGCCAACGGCAAUACCGUCAACAAGCCUGUAUCAGCUCUUGGUACACUGCGACAAGCCGAAGUCGAUAACUUCUUGAAAACACAAUCUGUGCAGAUCUUCGACCCACAGAAUACCAACGUACAACCUCUCCUCGCCUUUUCACACCUUCCCCAAGAGUUGGCCUCUCAAUUCUCGAGCAUCUUCUCCUCCUUCCAAAAGCCCUCGUCCAUUCAGUCUGCCGCUUGGCCCUUCCUGUUGUCCGGUCGAGAUGUGGUUGGGGUGGCGGAAACAGGCAGUGGGAAAACACUUGCCUUCGGGUUGCCUCUUGUUGUCCGUCUCACAUCUCUCGAGAAGAAGAAGGGAAUCAGGGCUGUCAUUGUCGCACCCACGCGGGAACUGGCGAUCCAGGUCUUUGAACAAUUGGACAAGCUCAGCAAAACAACUCAGAAGCUCAAGGCGGCAUGUAUAUACGGAGGGACCAACAAAGACGAACAGCGCCGCAGUUUGCAAGGGGCGAAUAUUGUCGUUGCAACUCCGGGUCGACUGAAGGACUUCAUGUCGGACGGAACGGUCGAUGUAUCUAAAACGAGGUAUCUGGUCCUGGACGAAGCAGAUCGGAUGCUCGACAAGGGCUUCGAAGACGACAUCAAACAGAUCAUUUCCCAGAUGUCUUCUUCGAAGAAGCGACAGACCGCAAUGUUUACCGCCACAUGGCCGAAGUCGAUCCGCGAGCUGGCGGCAACGUUCAUGCAGCAACCGGUCAAAAUCACCAUCGGCCGCGAGGAUACCGAUGACUCGGGAGAAUUGAGGGCCAACACGCGUAUCGUCCAGAAAGUCGAAGUCAUUGACGGCUCUGAAAAGCAGCAGCGUCUUUUGCAGUUGUUGAAGCAGCAUACUGCGGGCCAAAAGCGCAACGAUCGCAUCCUGAUAUUCUGCCUGUACAAAAAGGAGGCUCUCCGGAUUGAGAACUUCAUCCGCUCGCGGGGGUUCAAUGUCGCCGGAAUCCACGGCGACAUGUCCCAGUCCGCACGGAUCAACAGCUUAGAAUCGUUCAAGUCCGGCGCCACGACGCUCCUCGUGGCUACCGACGUGGCAGCACGGGGGCUGGACAUCCCCGAGGUGAAACUCGUCAUCAAUGUAACAUUCCCCUUGACCGCAGAAGACUAUGUCCACCGCAUCGGCCGCACGGGCCGCGCUGGCAAGGACGGUCUUGCAAUCACUUUCUUCACCGAACAGGAUAAGGGCCUGGCAGGCUCGCUGAUCAACGUCUUGAAAGCUGCCAAGCAAGACGUUCCCGAAAAUCUGUUGAGGUUCGGCACCACGGUCAAGAAGAAGGUCCAUAGUGAGUAUGGUGCCUUCUAUCGGGAGGCCGAGGAAGGAGAGAAGACGACCUCGACGAAAAUCACGUUUGAUGAUUAAUGGAAAGUUUCAAAAAGUUGAUCAUUUCGAAGCCUCACGUGUUGAUUCCGUUGAAGAGGGUUUCAAGAAGUCGGGAAUCUUUGCAGCGAGGCGUUGCGGGAGGAUAGAUUCGAGGAGCUGGAGGAGGAAUUCGCGCUCGGCGAUGAGACUAGAAUUUAGACGGACUCGUUAGACACGGGAGAAACUUGGACGACCAUGAAGACUAGAGGUUCAGACUCCCCAACAAGAAAUGCCGAAAAGAGUGCGGAACUCACAUGGUAGAACCCAAGACCACCACGCCACUGAUCCAAGCCCCCAGAAACUGGAGAUCCAACUGCCCCUUUCCCGCCUCUGGUGUCGUGAAUGAGCCGCCCAUUUUCAGCCCGAGCAUCACCAGCAGCGUGACAGCGAUGGUCGCCUUUGCUGGCACCGCAUCCCUGACCAUCAUCGCCUUUGCCCACCCCUUUUGCCCGGACUCGUCCUCGCGUUGGGUGAGCCAGGCUCUCAAAAACCACGAGCUCCACAAAAUCCUCAGGCCCAUAUUCACCAUGUUCGCGCCCACGAGGCCAACGCUGCCCGUCCCCCACACCCUCAACAUGGCCCAUGCCGCGACCCCGUAAAUCCCCGUGAACACCAGCAUCCAGAGACUCUGGCUCCGCAGCUGCGCCGGCGAAGCGACGCUUGUGACGAAUGCGUCGAGAAUACCGUUGAGCGCCAUGAGUGGGAUGUAGUAGCAGUAGGUUGAGAGGAGAAGAGAUGUUGAUGGGGUGCGCCAUUGGGGGGAGAGGACGUAGGGGAUGAGGAGAGGG